AUGCCCUACACCGGACCUUUCUCGCGAGCCAGGCGAGAGCUAAAAGAGGCUGCCAGAAGACAACAAGAGGAGCGUCGGGCGUAUGAAGACGCACAACGGGUUGAAGAGCGUCAGUGUGCGGAAGAAGAGCGGCGGCGCGUGGCGGAAGAAGAGCGUCAACGCAAGGAAGAAGAAGAGUUUCUGCGCAGGAAAGAGUAUCGGCGCGAGCACGAAGAGAAAAGAGAGCAUCGGCUCAGGGGGAAAUUGGAGGAAUGUGCUGCUCGCGAGCAGCUGAUGAAAGAGGCUGCCCAACGCGAGAGAGAGAGAGUGGCCAACCUGGCAGAACCGAUGCGCAAUCCGUAUAGAGAGGGAGUUGAAAGGAAGGAACCAGAGCAAUCCAUCGUUAUUUGA
Molecule: messenger RNA, 390 nt
Organism: Fonsecaea multimorphosa CBS 102226
Lineage: Eukaryota; Fungi; Ascomycota; Eurotiomycetes; Chaetothyriales; Herpotrichiellaceae
Exons: 1
Coding region: 1-390 (129 amino acids)
Source: RefSeq, a predicted model, not a curated record